AUGGUUCUCUCAUCUCUGUGCGUUGGUGCUACCUUCACCACAGCCCAAAGCAGGGGCUACGGUCUAAACAAUCUGGACCUGCUCCGAAUGUUGACAGAGAAGCCCUGGCUGGGCGUGGGACACCACCGGUGGGACACGGCGCCCAUAGAGACGGACCUGGGGAACUACCCGAGGGCAUACCCCAGGAUCAACAGAGCCUCGAGCCAAGAGGAUGUGGGAUCUAGGAGCUAUGAUGAUGAUGUUUUUAGGGGUUCGGAAAAACGGUCCGCGGUCGCGACAGCGCUGAACGCCGGCCGUCGGAGACGCCAGCCGACGCCCGCGCUCGGUAAGGCAGUCGCGCCGUAUGUCGGCGUCGGGGUUCUCAACGACGUGGGAUCAUUCUUCGACUCGUUGCGGGAUAACCUGGAGACGCUGGCAUCCCUGUCUCCCCAGCAGAGGUCCAACCUGUUCCAGGAGCCGCCCACUGUCGUCCACGCUCCAUCCUCUGGUGGCGGUGGUGGCGGAAGUGGAAUACGGAAACUACACGCCCUUCGUCCCUUGAGGCCCACUGGAAACAUCAGAUCUUACAACCGCAGAUCGGACUUGGAGGCGUACAGCGGCUACCCGGGGGCGAACCACCACGACCCAGGGCUCCUGUGGACCGGACUGGGCCGCCGGUAAACUCCGCACCCAAAAUCUACCAAAAAUACCAAAUAAUUCGCAAAAAAUACCAGUUAUUUGCCUAGAAAAUACAUCGCCGGAUUUGUUCAGCAAAAACUGGUUUGAUUUCGUCAAUAUAGACAAUGCUAAUAGUGAUAUAAUUUGUGAUAUACCCAAUUGUUAUAUUUUAAGAACGUUCUGUGGUAAUCGAAAUGCUUUUCACAAUUUUGCUACAAAAUCCCAUAAUAAUUCUUUGCGGCCACCGAUUAUUACCGGAUAUUAAAUGAAAUAUUGAAAAAAACUAACCCUCGAUAAAUGUAAUAUUUU
Messenger RNA from Maniola jurtina (meadow brown), 966 nucleotides. RefSeq lists its product as uncharacterized. The coding region runs from base 1 to 660 and encodes 219 amino acids. The transcript is spliced from 6 exons. NCBI's taxonomy places the organism in Eukaryota, Metazoa, Arthropoda, Insecta, Lepidoptera, Nymphalidae. The record is from RefSeq and is a predicted model, not a curated record.